Epithele typhae is the source of this 1734-nucleotide messenger RNA. RefSeq names its product phosphatases II. Gene Ontology annotation, molecular function: protein tyrosine phosphatase activity; phosphatidylinositol-3,4,5-trisphosphate 3-phosphatase activity. The record is from RefSeq and is a predicted model, not a curated record. Gene Ontology annotation, cellular component: plasma membrane; nucleus; cell projection. The transcript is spliced from 6 exons. Gene Ontology annotation, biological process: regulation of phosphatidylinositol 3-kinase/protein kinase B signal transduction; phosphatidylinositol 3-kinase/protein kinase B signal transduction; protein dephosphorylation. Lineage: Eukaryota; Fungi; Basidiomycota; Agaricomycetes; Polyporales; Epitheliaceae. Bases 1 to 1734 code for a protein of 577 amino acids.
AUGGGUGACUACGUCCGCCGCCUUGUGUCUGGGAACAAGGCUCGUCACAAAGAUGGCGAGCUCCAACUCGAGCUAGACCUUGCUUACAUCACCGACCAGGUCAUUGUUAUGGGAUACCCAGCCACGGGCAUAGAAGGGCUGUAUCGCAAUAGGCGGGAGGACGCGAAGGAGUUCCUCGAACAUCGUCACGGCAAGAACUUUUGGGUCUUCAACUUUUGCCCCAUCAAGGAAAACUCAUAUCCUGCGGACGUCUUCGACGGCCGCGUCAGCAGAUACCCCUUCCCAGACCACCACGCUCCACCACUUGCCAUUCUACCCUUGAUCGCACGAGAGAUACGUCUGUGGCUGGACGGUUCGCCCAACCGUGUAGCCGUUCUUCACUGCAAGGCGGGCAAAGGGCGGUCAGGCACUAUGGCGUGUGCCUACCUCCUUGCCGUGGAUAUGACCUCCGGCGGCUCGCUACAGCCCACGCAAAGCCUGACCGCCAAAGAGCGUGCAAAGAGCGCAGCGGAGGCCGUCAUGGACGCCAUGCCUGUGGACGAGACCGCGGCGGAGCUCAUCGGCGCCACAACUCAGGAAGAGGAGGACCUCGUGAAGCUCGAGCUCGCCGACGCUACCGACGACGCUCCCGGCACGGGCAAGGACACCGCGAGCAACUUGACGGCCGUCCUCGAUCUCCACACAUCGAAGCGCAUGAAGCGCGCGUCCUCGCCGAGCGAAAAGCUCAAGCAGGGCGUGAGCAUCCCGAGCCAGCGCCGCUGGCUCUACUACUGGUCGCUCGUCCUCGCGCACCAAGCUCCCCCGGGGUUCUGGACGCCCGAAGCGUCCGCGCGCCCGCCGCCGAAGGUGCGCGUCACCGCGCUCACGCUCCGCAUGCGCGAGCUGUCGGGACUCCGCGGCACGGUGGUGCGCGCGGCGAACGCGCUGCUCGAACGCACGGGCCGCGGCGCGCGCGGGGUGAGCGCGAACGAGGCGUGGGCGUCGCUCGCGCGGUACGACGACGCGCUUGUCGAUGCGCUCGAGCGCGGCGAGCGGGACACGCGCAGGGAAGGGGGCUCUUCGCGCGCGCGCACCGCGGUGGGCGCGGAGACGUUCAGGGACGGGCAGUGGGACACGACGAAGAUGGUGCGCAGCUUCGCGCGGAUGGGGCCGGUGCAAGAGGGGGACGCCCAGAAGGAGAAAGGCGAAGACGGCGGCAAGAUCGAGACUCUCGUGCUCAGGCCGCUCACGGGAGACAAGUGGGAGCUCAUCCGGACCACGAUCGAGGCGGGCGGUGAGCGAAAGAGCGUGGACGUCGCGCCCGAGGGCGAGGACGCGUCGGUGGACGACGUGACACAGACGCUGAAAGGCGACGGCGGCGUCGUGCUCGACGCGCAUCGCGAAGUGCGCGUGAAGCUCUAUCUUGGGCAGGUGUUCAUGGGCUGGUUUUGGUUCAUCCCCACGUUCCACAUGCCACACCCGCGGGACGCGAACACACAGCAGACGACGCUCACGCUGACGCGCAAGGAGCUCGACUUCCCGCUCGGGAUUGGGGCAAACAUCAUCGACGUCGCGGUGUCGAUGGAGUGGUGUCCCGAGGCGGCGGACGUGCUGAGCCCGCCCGAGCGUGCGACGAGCGCAGAUAGCGCGGAAGGGAGGGUAGUAGAGCCCGGCGGAUUGGCGGCGGCGCUGCCUGCGAUUGCGGCGGGAGAAGGCGGGGACUUGUUGGAGGCGCAGCAGGCGGCAGACGACUGA